AUGUCCCAAGAGAAAGUGAAGAUUCCUUUUGAACAGAAGAAAAUAUUUGACAAGAUGUAUUCCAAAUUUUGGCAGAUGAAUCUUCGUGAGAAGAUUAUAUCUCCCGAUGACAAGAUUAUAAUCGGAUUUUCUGGCGGAAAGGACUCGCUACUUCUGCUUCACAUUUUGUCGACAUUAAUGAAGAACAAGAAGUACAAUAUCAAAGUCCUUGCAAUUCACGUUAAAAAUGACGAAGUGGGCUAUCACCUCGACGCAGACUUCUCUCGCAAACUCUGUGAAGACCUUAAUGUUCCAUUUCUUGUUCUCGACUCUGAGCGCGUCGCUCCCAAAGACAUCGAAGACUCCGACAAAACCACAUUUUGUUUAAGUUGUGGUAAAAAUCGACGCCGUGCGUUAUUGAAGUAUGCCAAAGAAAAUGGGUACACUUCGAUUGCGUUAGGGCAUCACAUGGACGAUGUCGCGGAAACGUUAUUACUGAACCAAAUGUUCUGUGGGUGUAUCGCAGGGAUCCCUUCUCAAUUUGUUGCCAAGAAGUACAACGUCAAAUUCAUUCGACCGUUGAUCGACAUCCCCGUCGUUUUAAUCCAACAGUGGACUCAUUAUAUCACUCUUCCCAUCUUAAUUAGAUGUAACCACGAGUCCGACUCGAUGAGAGGUGAAGUCAGAGAACUCCUUGAAAAUCUGAAGAAGAAACACCCCUUUAUAGUGCAGUCCAUCGCACAAG
This is a messenger RNA of Entamoeba invadens IP1, 724 nucleotides long. RefSeq lists its product as hypothetical. The annotation marks the transcript as partial. Gene Ontology annotation, biological process: tRNA processing. NCBI's taxonomy places the organism in Eukaryota, Evosea, Mastigamoebida, Endamoebidae. The record is from RefSeq and is a predicted model, not a curated record. The transcript has a single exon.